AUGGGAAAUUGGAAAUUUAUUGAGACGGUCUCUAUGGAGCCUGAUAGUUCCGAAGUCAAUAUGGGCUUGAUCAUGAUGUCCACCAGGGAAGGUUUUCGCAACAUUUUCUGCAACAAACUAGCUGAGGUCAUUAAAACGAGCUAUCAACCAAUGGGAGAUGAGAAAAAGCCUUCAGAUAAAGCAAUCAAUGGUGCCUGCGACAUUAUAUCUAAAUAUGUCCAUGCAUGGGUGAUGGUGUACGAACGCAGACAAUCCACGGAAAGCAUCGAGUGGCUCACUAGAGAAGAACAAUACCAGCUCCAAAGCCAGCUCCAAAGCACGUACAUCCAUGGCAGCGCAGAAAGAGUACAGCACAUAGAAGUUGCCCAAGAACUGUUUGAUCCUUUGUUGAAGUUCGCAACGAAGGCCAGCCUCAAGGACUUCGCGACAUUCUUUAGUGAGUCAAUAGCAUACGACCGCGACCAUGCUCGGGCAUCACUCGACAAUCUCACCAGAAGAGAUGUCAUUCAUGAGGAGGAUGCGAAGAAAAUCAAGAGCACACUCAACACCGACUAUAAAGCUUGGUUGUUCAUGGAGUUUCAUAAUACAGCUGAUUUUGCCGCUCUCAUCGACAAUGAAAUAGCUCGAUUAAACAUCUUCAGAGUAUUGGAGGAAGAAAAUGUUGCGACUAACGCAUUGCUCCGCACCAUUUAUCAGAUAUAUAAGUGUGACACCGCAGGAAGGCAGGAGGCCAUUGGCCAAGAGGGCCUUAGCCGAGGAUGGACACGUGAUACAGGAUCCAUUUAA
Messenger RNA from Botrytis porri, 786 nucleotides. RefSeq lists its product as uncharacterized. Bases 1 to 786 code for a protein of 261 amino acids. The transcript is spliced from 2 exons. NCBI's taxonomy places the organism in Eukaryota, Fungi, Ascomycota, Leotiomycetes, Helotiales, Sclerotiniaceae. The record is from RefSeq and is a predicted model, not a curated record.